Porites lobata is the source of this 4359-nucleotide messenger RNA. NCBI's taxonomy places the organism in Eukaryota, Metazoa, Cnidaria, Anthozoa, Scleractinia, Poritidae. The record is from the annotation of a GenBank genome assembly.
AUGGCCCUCGGGAUUGCAAUUUGCCUUAUGAUUUCUACUCUUUUGUACAUCAAAAUUUAUCAAAUUGCUCGUAAACAUCAGCUUCAGAUUCAAAUUCAACAGCAGCCCGCCAUGCAAACUGUGAUUGUUGAUCAUAAACAGAACCUGGCGCGAUGGAAAAGAAGUACUUUCAACACUUCUAUGUAUUACAUCUGUAUGAUUCUGUGUUAUUUUCCGAUGUUUACAUCACUGUUACUUUUGGGCAUUAACCCAAAGCUGGAGAGACAGGAGUGGGAUUUGACAAUGAAUAUGGUUUUUAUGAACUCGUCUAUUAAUCCAAUGUUGUAUUGUUGGCGUUUACGCGAACUUCGACAUGCAGUUUUAAAGAUAAUCAAACAGCUACUAUGUAAACAAACGCAAGAAAACUAAUUCUCCGAGAAGAAAACCGUAUUAAUCAGUUUAGUUAGUUUUUCUGCUUUACUAUUGUAACACGAACGAUGCUUUGGCUUGAAUAUCGCGUGAAAAAAUCGACGUUACUUCCAACGACGAAAUUAUUACAAAAAUAUGAAUAUAGUUCACAUGACGUCACAUCCGCCAUGGUUGUGUCCCAAACCAGUCUUGUGGGAACUCUUUUCUAAUGUAAACACUUUUAAGUGCUAGCCACGAGAGUGAAAACGCUCUAUGGAAUUUUCUGCACUGUCGUUAUGAUAGAUGCUCUACCAAUGUCGGCACAUGCUCCAUCCCCUAACACAGGAGACGCUCCUGCCCAACAACAACAACAACAACAACAACCAUACAUUGAAUGAUAAUUAUUUCUUGUCAUUGUAAGAAUAUUUUACAUCUACACAUCUACACCAUAACUUACUUUUCUAAACAUACUUCAUUUUAUUCUCUUUUAAGGGUUUCACGCUGGAAAACUUCUUCCACUGUUAACAGAUACUGCUGCCUCAUUCCGAGGCUCUGUUACACAGUACAUCCUUCCCAUUACACCAAGCGCUCCAAGCAAGGGCAUGGAGGGACGCGGGAGACUGGGGACAUGGCAGGUAAAAAACCGUGUACAUUGCUAUUAAAGCUUGCCGCCGCCUUAAGUGGAAGACGCUAAACAGGAGAGAGUACGAAACACAAGAGAUGCAAAAGAGCGCUGGAUAGAGAAGGCAUGGGGAAGAAAAGAGGGCUUUCUUAUUUUUUCGUUACGCGUUCUUUUGUGUUUACACGUGCAUAAUUCAUUUUUUCUCUCUUUCCGUUUUAAGAUUCGUGCAUUUCUAGCUAAAGAAAAUUCAAGGACCUCUUCAGGAGUACAGCCAAUAUUUGGACUGAACUAUAGGCUUUGUAGUUUUGUCCACAUCAUUUUACAGCAAUUUUGCCUCUUUGUACGGUUUAAAGUUGAGUUUUCUUUCUUCAAGGAGUGGCUUUUCUUUUGGAAGACUUCUGGUAAUGAAAUAAAGAUGUCGCUUCUAUUUUGCCAGCACCAGAGAGAGAUUCAGCAAACAUCUUUACAACCUAAACAGACAAGUGACAGGAAAUGAAGAUUAAACGCGACAAAAGAAACCAAAUAUUAAACGUGGAAGGAAAAGUUGCGGACGCUCGAGAGCAGUUAGCUCGUUGCUUUCCUGUGGUGCUGUUUAUUAUGCUGUACAAGGUGGUUCUAACUUUUAAGUCUGUGGAUGAAAUCCUAUGGUUUGACCAUUCAAAUGAAAGCUAUUAAGCAGUACUCUCCAGUGGUGCUGUUUAUUAUUCUGAAUAAGGUGAUUCUUUGAUGUCCAGAUCUGGCCAUUGGACAGUUGCUACCUGAAAAGAAGAAUGACGUCAUACCUCUAAGUUUGUGAUGAGCGGGACACCGGUGUCGAUAGACGCUCUCCUUAUAAGGUAAUUGUCCUUGAUGUACUUUGUGUUCUGAUUGGGCAGGUUGAUGACGAGGUCCACGACUUUGUCCUGGAUCAAUCUACAACAUAACAACAUCGCAUGAUGAAGACCAGCUGUGAGAAUAAUAAAUGAAUAGCGGAGUUUCUCUCGAGAGACACAAGAUAACCGAACUUAUGCAUAAUGACCCGCCGACAACUGCAAUAACAGGGAGUUUAGGGACGGACCAUUAGAAAGCUUAUGGGGGGGGGGGGCGAAGUACAAAAAAAAUAUUCGCGUAAAGGAAAAUUAAAUGAAAAAAAUUCGUGCACGCCAAUUAACCCUAAAAAAUAUUCAUGCUAUGGCCUAAAAAAAAUCAUACAUGGAAUUUGAUAACGAAAAAAAAUUCCUGCGGCUCGAAAAUAACCCACCCCCCCCCCAUAACUUUUCUAAUGGUCCGUCGCUUAAGAUACCAUGGCGACGGCGGCAGAAAACGCCACUUAAAAAGUGACUUCACGUUCUUUAAACUGCAGCGCGAUUAUCACAACUCGCUCACUUUGUCCAAUGUAGGAAAACUUUCCUGGAUAUGAAUUCUUAAAAAAAGAUAUUCAAGUUUAAAGAGAGAAAGAGAAAUUCGUCGUCGUAUGUUCACGUUGUCGAUAAAACGUGAAAUUAGGCGAUUCACGUCGUAGUCGUGCAGUGACGGCAAAGAAAUGUACAAAAAAGCGUGAUGCACGUGCGAAGUUGUUGUUUUGCUAACCUAAACCUAUUGCUUUUUUGACGUUCUCGUUGCCGUAGUGACAUCUUAAACUCCCCAACAACUAUUGCUAUACGGCUGCGCAGCAAGGAUGAAAUGAAUGGUGUGUUAUGAUUCGUCUGUUUUAGAGGGCAAGAUGGCUAAGGGACUGCGAAUGGCUAUAAGCAAGGGUUCUUUAUAUUAAGGCUUUUUCCACAUAUUUUGUUAGAAAGAAGUUCCAAUGUAUCUUGCCCACUCGGGUUUAACCGCUUUUUACCGCAAGAGCAUAUUUGGAGGUUCUUUUAAUGACCAUGCUUUUUUGAUCAAGAUAGCUAAAAAUUGACUUUGUCUCUGUCCACAAAAUAAAUCAAUUAAAUAAUAAAAUAUAACAAAUAAACGGAAAAAAUAAUAGAUUGACGGAACAAGCCUGGUUAAUGAAGCAUAUUUAAAUUUCUGUCCUAGCAGAUGUUCAUUUUUAAAAGGCAAAUUAAUAUUGUUUCUGUACAAUGUCCCUUUGUAUUAUAUUGCCCGGGUAUAGAAAAGCGGUUAUUAAAAAAACACGACCUCUCGUUCCCUUUAGUGGCCACAGCAAUAAUUGUCAACACUGUUUAGAUAAGAUUUCUAAGCAAUUUCUCAUUAUAUUUCUUUUUAUUGCAAAGGGACAAAACAAAGCCAGUUAUAUUGCUAUCAACCAGUGUAAUCACGUUGGGUGGAAAUAAUUUAAAAGGUAUUGUCCCAGUGCGUUUUUCUCAAUUCAACUUUCCAGGGAGUUUGAUUACACUUGCCAUGAAGGAGUGAAUCAAAAAGGGAGAAAUGCUUUUCGAAUGAUAAAGAGCACCACAAGUUAUUGAUAUUUGUCUUUCAGUCAACCCAGUUUCGUGGUGUAAUAAAUUCUUAUCACGGGCAAACCUUAAACUGUGAAACUUUAUUUGUUACCGUUCGAGUCAAAAAUCUGAAAGAGGAUGAAUAUUUUUAUCGUCACGAAUUGUCUGCUUAAUGUUCUGCUAAUGCCCCCAUCGAUCUUUGGGAACGUUUUCGUGCUGGUCGCCAUAUUAACAACUCCUUCUCUUCGUUCACCGUCCAUACUGUUCUUGUGCAGUCUAGCUGUCUCGGAUCUUCUUGUUGGCUUGGUGGUACAACCGGUUUACAUUGCAUAUCAACUGAACCCUGAACAGGGAUUUAAAGAUGCAUUCGACGCUUUAUCGUCUUUAGGCUGUGGUGUUUCUUUGUGUACAAUGACAGCGAUAAGCUUAGAUCGGUUUUUUACUCUUCAUUAUCAUCUGCGAUACCCGAAUCUGAUGACGAAUAAGCGCGCAAUUUGCACAUCUCUAACUCUUUGGUUCUUGAUGUUCUCUGCAUCAUGUCUUUACGUAUGGAACAGAACCUACGCAAGGAUAGUCUUUGUCCCUGGAAUUGCCAUUUGCUUCUUGGUUUCUACUGUUUUGUACAUCAGAAUUUAUCAAAUUGUUCGCAGACAUCAGCUUCUAAUUCAUUUCCAACAGCAGACAGUGCGAAAUAUCAUUUCUGAUCAUAACCUGAACAUCGCGCGAUGGAAGAGAAGUGUUUUAAACACUUUUAUAUAUUACAUCUCUAUGAUUCUGUGUUAUUUUCCAAUGUUCACAGGAAUAGUUGUUUUAACUAUUCACAGCAGACUUCAGAGACAGGAGUGGGAGUUGACAAAUACUGUGCUGUUUAUGAACUCGUCAAUUAAUCCAAUUUUGUAUUGUUGGCGUUUACGCGAACUUCGAACUGCAGUUUUAAAGAUAAUACGAAAACUACUACGUAGACAAACAGAGGAAAACUAA